AUGAAGGACGUGUCAUUUGUGGAUCGUCUCUUUGUCGGCCUGGCCAUGGCCUCCUUUGUUCUUGCCACCGAGGAGAGGAUUGACUGCCCUCAGCUGUGUGUCUGUGAGAUUAGACCAUGGUUUUCUCCCAGCUCGGUGUACAUGGAAGCUCCGACAGUUGACUGUAAUGACUUGGGACUGUUUAGCCUGCCGGGGAAGCUACCUGCUGACACGCAAGUCUUGUUGCUACAGACCAACAACAUUGCAAAGAUUGACAAACCCUUGGAUUACCUGGCCAACAUCACAGAGAUUGAUUUAUCGCAAAACAAUGUAUCCUCCAUCAGUGACAUCCACCUGGGGUGUCUUUCUCAGCUGCUGUCCCUUCAUAUGGAGGAGAACUGGAUACAGGAACUGCCCGGGAGCUGUUUAGUGGAGCUGGUAACCCUUCAGGAGCUCUACAUUAAUCACAACCUUAUUUCCUCCAUCUCCCCCAAUGCUUUCCAGGGUCUCAGCAGCCUCCUGCGGUUGCACCUCAACUCCAACAAACUGAAGACCAUCAAUAAGGAGUGGUUCGAAGCCAUGCCCAGUCUGGAGAUACUUAUGAUUGGUGAGAAUCCGGUGGUUUCUAUUGAGGACAUGAACUUCAAACCUCUCGGUAACCUACGCAGUCUUGUUCUAACCAGGAUGAACCUCUCACAGCUAUCUGACGAUGCCCUGGCGGGUCUUGAGAACUUAGAGAGCAUCUCUUUCUAUGAUAACAUUUUCCCCGAGGUCCCUCACUCUGCCCUAAGGAACCUAAAGAAUCUCAAGUUUUUGGAUUUAAAUAAAAAUCCUAUUGGGAGGAUACAGAGAGGAGACUUUGUGGACAUGCUCCAUCUAAAAGAGCUAGGGAUUAAUAGCAUGCCAGAGCUGGUUUCAAUUGACAGCUUUGCCCUCAAUAACCUUCCUGAGCUGACCAAAAUAGAAGCAACUAACAACCCUAAACUCUCCUACAUUCACCCCAAUGCUUUCUACAAGUUGCCCAGGCUGGAGACCCUGAUGCUAAAUGGUAAUGCGCUCAGUGCUCUCCAUAGGAUUACUGUCGAGUCCCUCCCGAAUCUCAGAGAGGUUAGCAUGCACAGCAACCCCAUCCGCUGUGACUGCGUAGUCCGCUGGAUGAACAUGAACAGGACAAACAUCCGUUUCAUGGAGCCUGAUUCGCUGUACUGUGUGGAGCCGCCUGAAUACGAGGGCCAGCAUGUCCGGCAGGUGCACUUCAGGGAGAUGAUGGAGAUUUGUCUGCCGCUUAUCUCUCCUGAAAGCAUGCCCGGGCACAUCAAAGCCCAAAACGGGAGCUCUGUGUCACUCCACUGCCGGGCCUUUGCUGAACCAGAACCAGACAUUUACUGGAUCACCCCAUCUGGUACCAGGGUUCUGCCCAACACCGUGUCUGACAAGUUCUACAUGCAUCCAGAGGGAACGUUUGACAUCUAUGAUAUAACAGAGAACGAGGCCGGGCUAUACACCUGUGUUGCCCAUAAUCUGGUUGGAGCAGAUCUCAAGUCUGUUUCAGUAGAGGUGAAUGGAUACUUUCCCCAGUCUGCCAAUGGAUCUGUGAAUGUCAAAAUCAAGUCGGUAGCGACCAACUCCAUCUUAAUUUCAUGGAAUACCACCCACGGUAGCUUGGCUCCAAAUAUUAAAUGGUACUCCAUGACAGAUUCGAACCACCCUACCAUGGCCUUCACUGCCAGGGUCCCCACUGACAUCAAAAUGUACAACCUCACCCAUCUUAGCCCUGCCACUCAGUACAAAGUCUGUGUGGACGUCCACAGCAUUCAUUACAAACACGACACCAAAUGUGUCAAUGUCACCACUAAGGGAUUAGAGCUGGCAGUCAAGGACGCAGAAAAGUGGGAUGCGGCAGUAAUCACUGUCUUUGGUGUGCUCCUGGCUGUGAUUUCAGUGGCCUGCCUCCUUAUUUAUGUGUCUCUGAGGAACCACCACCUUUAUGGGGAUUUAAGGAAAUGUGACUCCAAAGCUUCACUGACACCGGCGGAGGCUGCCGGCAUGCACCCCCCUUUCUUUACGAGGCUGUGGGUCUUGGGUAAAGGACUGCCAAACGGAGUGGAAGUGAAAGCCACAGUCAUAAACGUAUCUGACAAUGCCUUUUAAGAAGAGCGGCUCCGGAGAGCACCACACAAAAAUUAGCAGAGAAUGGGAAAGGCCACAAGGGGGGAACAGGAAAGGACAAAUCUGCAGUAUUGUUUAAUAGACACACCCUUUAUGUGGGUCCCAACUCAGAUGUACUUGCAAAACUAUCAUUUGUUCAAGGUUGGACAAUUUAAAAUAGACUACAAGCCUCUCCAGUUUCAAAUCUAGCUGAAGUGGUCGCUUUAUAACAGUUAUAUCAAGCCCAAGCAAACAUCAGUAGGAAGGGGCAGCUACCGCUAAAAGAUAUAUUCCAGUGACAUUCACACAUAAAUACAGACUGAAUAAAAAAGGCAAGAGGCGAGAUGAUGGCGGUCUACUCUCUUGUAACUGACUGUUUAAUGUAUUCAGAGUCGUGGAACUGUCCGUGUGGUCCCAAGCAAUACCGUCUGUGCUUUGUCAAACAUCCAUAGACGAGUUAGAGAUACAGAAAUACCACCUGUCUAUACUGGGAAGGGAGAUUUAGUAGAGUAGACGAAUAACAGUGACUAUGGUGUAAAUCUUUUGAUGAAACAUGCCCCCCUCCCCCUCCUCCUCCUCCUCCCCCUUUUUUCUAUUUAAAAAAAAAAGAGGAUUCUUGAUUUUUCAUGGAAAUAUUGUUAUAUAUUCUAUUCUGGUGAUGUAUUGGGAAAUCCUCUGUACCUGAACAGCUUAAAUGGGUUUUAGAUUAAGGCGAGGAGCAGAAUACUCUCUUGAUUACAACUUCACGUUAAGCUUAAUGAAAAUCGACGACAAAGUGGGUAUCUGGAGAGAACAUUUGCUGAAAUGGCUGUUUAUGCUGUGUAGUUUUCAUAGCAACGGUGACUGGGAAACAAAAUGGGGAUGGCAGGAAUAUAUAUAAUAUAUAUACAUAUACACAUAUAUAUAUGUGUGUGUAGACAUAUUUAUGAUGUGAUCGCUCCCCACGAAGGACGGAAAGUGGUUUGUUAUGCCCCGGUAAGUGCCUACAACAAGAACUACAUGCGAUAAACAGAAAAGAUGCUGAAGAAAUAAUGUUCAGAACUAAAGCAAAACAUGGCCAUGUCUUCAUCGCAGAAUCACAAGCUAAUCUCCAGUACUUUUAGUGGAAAUACUUUCUCAGUAUUUUUAGCAUACAUGUUUUAAGGAAACAUUGCGUUGUUGCUUUGGGUGUAAAGUUAAAAAGCCAUUUUUAUAUUUGACUGUAUAAUAUGUGAUUAAUGGGCACAAACAGACUAAAUAAGAAUCGUGCUAAGGAAAAAAAAACAAAACAAUAAAUGUCA
Molecule: messenger RNA, 3407 nt
Organism: Lampris incognitus (smalleye Pacific opah)
Lineage: Eukaryota; Metazoa; Chordata; Actinopteri; Lampriformes; Lampridae
Product: leucine-rich repeat neuronal protein 3
Exons: 1
Coding region: 1-2130 (709 amino acids)
Molecular function (GO): protein binding
Source: RefSeq, a predicted model, not a curated record